This is a messenger RNA of Cucurbita pepo subsp. pepo (vegetable marrow), 1377 nucleotides long. Lineage: Eukaryota; Viridiplantae; Streptophyta; Magnoliopsida; Cucurbitales; Cucurbitaceae. The record is from RefSeq and is a predicted model, not a curated record.
AUGGCUACGUUCGUGGAGCCACCGAACGGAAUCAGGUCAUUGGGGAAGCAUUAUUACACAAUGUGGCAAACUCUGUUUGAAAUUGAUAUUAAGUAUGUCCCAAUCAAACCGAUUGGGCGAGGAGCUUAUGGUGUGGUGUGUUCUUCGAUCAACCGAGAGACCAAUGAAAAAGUGGCGAUCAAGAAGAUUCAUAAUGUGUUUGAGAAUCGCACGGACGCCAUGAGAACGCUGAGGGAGCUUAAGCUUCUGAGACAUAUUAGGCACGACAACGUUAUUGCUUUGAAGGAUGUAAUGAUGCCGAUCCAUAGAAAAAACUUUAAGGAUGUGUAUUUGGUUUAUGAGCUCAUGGAUACGGAUCUUCAUCAGAUUAUCAAGUCUUCUCAGCCCCUUUCCAAUGAUCAUUGCAAGUAUUUUGUAUUACAGUUGCUUUGCGGGUUGCAAUAUCUUCAUUCAGCGAAUAUUCUUCACCGGGAUUUGAAGCCCGGGAACCUCCUCGUCAAUGCUAACUGUGAUCUGAAGAUAUGCGAUUUUGGGUUGGCACGAACUAGCAUGGGUCAUGACCAGUUCAUGACUGAGUAUGUUGUCACUCGCUGGUAUCGCGCACCAGAGCUUCUUCUCUGCUGUGACAACUAUGGGACUUCUAUUGAUGUAUGGUCGGUGGGCUGCAUCUUUGCUGAGAUUCUGGGUCGGCAGCCUAUCUUCCCGGGGACGGAGUGCUUCAACCAACUCAACUUAAUCAUGAACAUUCUCGGUUCUCCGAAGGAAGCUGAUAUCAAGUUCAUCGACAAUGCAAAAGCCAGAAAGUAUAUCAAGGGGAUGCCGUUUUCAAGAGGAAUAAACCUUUCACAUCUAUAUCCACACGCCGAACCUUUAGCUCUAGACUUAUUACAAAAGAUGCUUGUGUUUGAUCCAACUAAGAGAAUUACAGUUGACGAAGCACUUCAACAUCCAUACAUGUCGGGGCUAUACGACCCAAAAUUCAAUCCUCCAGCCAAUGUUCCCCUCACUCUCGACAUCGAAGAUUCACUCGAGGAGAACAAAAUCAGGGAAAUGAUGUUGAACGAGAUGCUCUAUUACCAUCCCGAAGCAGCAUAUUCUUGAGGUACGUAUAAUCCUAUUCGAAGACACGCUUCGUAACAUGAUCCGAUUGAUUCUCAUACUUUUUGGGAUGCUGGAAUCUGAUGUUACGAGUUCAUCAGCGUAGUUUCGACAGCUCUGAUUAGAAAUCUUAGCGUAUCGACACGAUUGUGGCCGUAUUUUCAACCUGUAAAUACAAGUAUGAAGAAGUUAUGGAUCCAGAAAAGGUAUGAACUAUUUUUGUACCAGUGAUGAAUGUGAUAUGUAUGAGAAGAAGCUUUUGUUUUGGGUUCAAAUAUA